UUAUCCCAAACAGAUCAACCAGAUAAGCCUUCUUCUUCUUCUUCUUCUUCUUCUUCUCUGUGUUGUCAUGGCUGUGUCGAAGUUUCUCGCAGUGUUUGGUUUACUCUUAGUUUUCUGCAACAAUGGCGUAGAGGGAUCUCACAAGAUUUACGCUCAGUAUCAAAACGUCAAAGCUGUCAAGGUUAAUCCAGUCCACAGAACUGGCUAUCACUUUCAGCCUCCCAUGAACUGGAUCAACGACCCAAAUGGACCUAUGUACUACAAAGGGCUGUACCAUCUGUUCUACCAAUACAACCCUAAUGGAGCAACGUGGGGGAACAUAGUUUGGGCUCAUUCUGUGUCAAAGGAUUUGGUUAAUUGGCAAGCUCUUAAACAUGCACUUUACCCAUCAAAAUGGUUUGAUAUAAAUGGAUGUUGGUCUGGUUCAGUAACUAUUCUUCCAGGAAACAAGCCUGUUAUCCUUUACACUGGAAUAGACCCGAACGACCGUGAAAUCCAAAAUUAUGCUGUACCUAAAAACUUGUCCGACCCAUACCUUCGCGAUUGGAUCAAGCCCGAUGACAAUCCGAUGGUGGAUCCGGAUUCAAAUGUCAAUGCCAGUGCAUUUCGUGACCCUACUACUGCUUGGUGGGUUGAUGGGCAUUGGAAGAUUGUGGUGGGGAGUAGAAGACAUCAUAGAGGUAUGGCAUACUUGUAUAGGAGCAGAGAUUUUAAGACAUGGAUUAAGGCUAAACACCCUCUUCAUUCGGUUCCAAGAACGGGUAAUUGGGAGUGUCCGGAUUUCUUCCCGGUUUCAUUAUCCGGCCAAAAUGGGUUGGAUACUUCAGUUGUUGGGGAAAAUGUGAAGCAUGUAUUCAAGGUGAGCUUGGACAUUACAAGAUAUGAUUAUUACACUGUGGGUACUUAUGAUAGGACGAGGGACAAAUAUAUUCCGGAUAACACGUCAGUUGAUGGGUGGGCUGGCCUUAGAUUUGAUUAUGGAAACUUUUAUGCUUCUAAGAGUUUCUUUGACCCAAGCAAGAGCAGGAGGGUUUUGUGGGGUUGGGUUAAUGAGUCUGAUACUGCAGCGGAUGAUAAUAGCAAAGGAUGGGCUGGAAUUCAGGGUGUUCCACGAAAGAUUUGGCUAGAUUCAAGUAAAAGACAAGUGGUUCAAUGGCCUGUUGAAGAAUUGGAAACUUUAAGAAGGAAAAAGAUUGAAUUGGGUAUUCAAAAGCUCAAAAAGGGAGAAAAAGUUGAAGUCAAACGCAUCACUGCUACUCAGGCUGAUGUUGAAGUUACCUUCUCAUUUCCAAGCCUUGAGAAAGCUGAACCAUUUGACCAUAAAUGGGCUGACAUUGAUGCACAAGGUGUUUGUGCUGAAAAGGGAUCAACAGAUCAAGGUGGUCUUGGACCAUUUGGGCUCUUAACAUUAGCUUCAAAGGAACUUGAAGAAUUUACUCCUGUUUUCUUCAGAGUCUUCAAAGCAGGAAACAGGCAUAAAGUUCUCCUUUGCUCUGAUGCAAGAAGCUCUUCCCUGCGAGAGGGACUGUAUAAGCCUUCUUUUGCUGGGUUUGUUGACGUGGAUUUAUCGACUAAGAGACUUUCACUUAGGAGUUUGAUUGAUCACUCAGUGGUGUCAAGUUUUGGAGAAGGAGGCAAGACUGUGAUUACAUCUAGGGUUUAUCCUACUUUGGCAGUAUUUCAUAAAGCUCAUUUAUUUGUGUUCAAUAAUGGAUCUGAAACUAUCACAGUGGAGAAAUUUAAUGCUUGGAGUAUGAAGAAUCCUAUAAUGAAUAGAGGCUUUGAGACUGCUUAAAGAAGUGAGAAUGCGGUAAAAAAGGAACUGUUUGAGCUAUAGACAUAACAAUGAAAUAAGAAUCCUCUCGCUAUGGGUUUACUCUGUCUUAAUAAUUUUAAGUUUUGUAACAUCCAAUAAAGAGAGCUAUGUAACUGCUCAAGUGUACGAGAUUUUAAGAAAACAAAGAAAAUCUUAAUUAGCAUGUUUUUUUCUUCUUAAUCAUCAAUUCAGUAUCAUUCAAAUAUCACUGGCCAAUGGACACCAACUGCCUUGUUCAAAAUUUCCUUUGCAAAAUGUAAAGGAAUUCACUUCACAAAACAGAGCCCUUGACAACUUGUAUGGCAAGGGAACAACAGCUGAGCCAAAAGACGUUUGUGAACCAUUCACUCACUCAAUAACUGAAUAAGGGUCAAGCUCCAUUGAUGAAUUUCAGCUCCCAACCAAUUCAUCUCUGCAAAUU
Messenger RNA from Manihot esculenta (cassava), 2237 nucleotides. RefSeq names its product beta-fructofuranosidase, insoluble isoenzyme 1. The record is from RefSeq and is a predicted model, not a curated record. The coding region runs from base 68 to 1795 and encodes 575 amino acids. NCBI's taxonomy places the organism in Eukaryota, Viridiplantae, Streptophyta, Magnoliopsida, Malpighiales, Euphorbiaceae. The transcript has 6 exons. Gene Ontology annotation, biological process: carbohydrate metabolic process. Gene Ontology annotation, molecular function: hydrolase activity, hydrolyzing O-glycosyl compounds.